This is a messenger RNA of Cadophora gregata, 510 nucleotides long. RefSeq lists its product as uncharacterized. The transcript has 2 exons. NCBI's taxonomy places the organism in Eukaryota, Fungi, Ascomycota, Leotiomycetes, Helotiales, Ploettnerulaceae. Bases 1 to 510 code for a protein of 169 amino acids. The record is from RefSeq and is a predicted model, not a curated record.
AUGUACUUCAAGCUUCAAGCCCUAUCGCUCGCCCUUAUCGGCGCUCUCCUCCUAUGCAAUGACAUAGUCAAUGCGACGCCUCAACGCAGACCCACCAAGAAAACAACAACCACAUCGGCCAAAGCAACUUCUACCCCAAUCGCCACACCAACACCAAAGCCCCUCCAUGGCUGCCGAGUCUUCGUCCAAAGAUGGGGACUCAACUCCUGGGAAACAUUUGAUACCAUGUACGAAAGCAACGGCAAAGAAAUCUACAACCAAGCCACAAUUGGCAGUACCACUCCCGGCGACGAGCUAGUGCCAUACCAGCUCGGUUCCAACAUCUUGCACAUCUACAACACUGCGAAUCCAGUUUAUGUGGGACUUCCUGCUGGGACUGCGGAUCCGGGGAAGUUGAGCUUUGCUUGGGGGACUCAGAAGUGGGAUAAUUUCUCGCCGGGGAAUCCGUGUGUCAAUAUGGCUUCGACUGCGGGGUUGAAUUCGUCGUGUACGUUUUCGUGUGAUAGGUAG